CGGAUUUAUAAACGGACAUAGUACAUAAUCAUAAGUCAUAAACAUAACUUUAACCACAAUCAUAAUUCAUAAGAUUUAAGAUUGGUUUAUAACUAGACAUAAUACCUAACCAUAAUAUUUAAGAACUACUUCAGAAAAUACAAACCUAACCAAAUUUUUAUAGAGCUUGAAAAAUUUUUUUCUAGUCUUUAAAUAAAUAUGAAGAUUAAUAGAAAAGUUGCUUUGGCCAUGGCAGCAGUUCCACUUUAUUUAACAAUUGUAGCCACUAUAUCUGCUAUAGUUCUUAACAAGCAAAGAAGAGUAAGAAGGUUUAGUGUGAGACCCAUGAAUAGAAAGCGUGAUAAGGAAGGUCUAUUUAGUACUCUAUUUAAAGGUAUGAAAGAGCUGGAAUGGGAUGAGGAACAGUUCUUUAAGUACACACGCAUGACAAAAAAUCAGUUUUAUUAUUUACUACGUAUAACAAGACCAUACCUACAGAGAAACAGAAAGAAAGGCUAUUUGACACCAGAACAUCGACUCGUAUUAGUUUUGCAUUACUUAGCAGAAGGCUGUUCAAUGCAAGAAAUUGCAUGGAAUUACAGAAUAGGCAAAACAACAGCACAUAAGGUUAUUAAAGAUACUUGUGAAAUACUAUGGAAUGUCCUUUCACCCUCGCAACUGCCAGUCCCAACAGUUGAAGAAUGGAAAAGUAGAGCAGAGGAAUAUUACAAGCAGUGGAAUUUACCAAACUGCAUUGGGGCAGUGGACGGUAAACACAUUGCAAUAAAAGCACCAGCAAAAUCUGGAAGUACUUACUUUAACUACAAGAAAACUUUUAGUAUUGUUUUAAUGGCCACAUGUGAUGCAAAUUACCGUUUCACAAUGGUGGAUAUUGGAGGUUUUGGAUCGAACCAUGAUUCAGCCAUUUUUAAAGCCAGUAGUUUAGGGUCUGCACUACUAAAUGGAAAUUUAAAUCUUCCUCCCCCAAAGACCUUACCCAAAACAGAUCUUCUAAUAAACCAUUAUAUUGUUGCAGAUUCUGCAUUCCCUCUACAUCAAAACAUAAUAAGACCAUAUGCAGGAAACAACUUGGGUGAGAAAAAAAAUAUUUUUAAUUACAGAGUUAGUAGAGGAAGAAGAACUAUUGAAAAUGCCUUCGGUAUAUUAAGUCAGAGGUGGCAAAUUUUACGUCGUACCAUACAGGCAGAAUUAGAAGUUAGCGAACUAAUUGUGCAGGCCACAGUAGUAUUACAUAAUUUUCUUCAAUGUAGUGAAAAGGAUAUACCUGACUCUGAAAAGAGAUACUGCCCUACUGGAUUUGGUGAUUAUGUGGAUGGUAAUGGAUUAUUACAUCUUGGGACUUGGAGAGAGGAUCCCUACUCCUUAAGAACAGUCAACAAGGUUGGAUCAAACAAUGCAACACAUUGUGCCAAACUGCAAAGGGAGAGAUUGGCAGAUUAUUUUAUUUCUCGAGAAGGGUGGCUUCCAUGGCAGGAGAAUUAUGUUAAUCGUGGUGCUAUCCCACACCACUUAUAAGAGAAAUAAAUAUAAUAUUUUGUGCAUCGUUUUAAAGCUAAGUAGUACCAAACAUU
Messenger RNA from Diabrotica virgifera virgifera (western corn rootworm), 1571 nucleotides. RefSeq lists its product as uncharacterized. The record is from RefSeq and is a predicted model, not a curated record. The coding region runs from base 199 to 1515 and encodes 438 amino acids. The transcript has 2 exons. Lineage: Eukaryota; Metazoa; Arthropoda; Insecta; Coleoptera; Chrysomelidae.